This is a messenger RNA of Penaeus vannamei (Pacific white shrimp), 1851 nucleotides long. RefSeq names its product DNA damage-inducible transcript 4-like protein. Gene Ontology annotation, cellular component: cytoplasm. Gene Ontology annotation, biological process: negative regulation of signal transduction; regulation of TOR signaling; apoptotic process. The record is from RefSeq and is a predicted model, not a curated record. Lineage: Eukaryota; Metazoa; Arthropoda; Malacostraca; Decapoda; Penaeidae.
UGCAAGGAAACGUUAGACUUCUUUAUAUAAACGUUCUUCCAAGUUUUAACUUGUGUUCCACGUUAUUUGCUAUAUCAAAGGUUUUUAUCUACGGUGUUGACAGUUCUUCCACGAAUAUCUGGAACUCUAGCAGACUCGUUGAAGAAAGACGCGACAGUCCAAGAGUAAACCCAGACGUUUUCCUGUCGCAAGCCCGUUCCGUAAACGUCAGUCGCAGCUGAGAACCUCGCCAGCCCACGUCGCCGAAAUGCCUCCUGUCAUCCAGAGCCCAGCGUUCACCCUUUCCCCAAUCACAGAAGAAGAAGAGGUGGAGAGCAUGGAGGCUCGACUCGUCACCAAGAAGCUGGAGAGCGUCUUGUACCGGGGCGUCGAACGCUACUUCAACGUCGACGCCUUCAUCGUGCCCCGGAAUACACUGCUGAAGGCUGCGCAUGACAUCUUGAGGCUGUCGUCCGAGCGGCCGCUUGGCCUCCGCGGCGCCCUCGUGGAACUCUAUCUCUGCUACGACGGUUCUUGUAAGAGACUGGCACAAGUGGUAGCAGACCCGCGCCAGGAAGUGAAGACCGUGAUCAAGCUGACCCUCCACCAGGACGAGACCUCGGACCCCGCCACGCUGCACCUGCGCUCGGGCUACACGAUGGAGCGCUGCUGCCUGCCGUGAACGGUGAGCCCGCGCAGCACUGGUCGUCGUGGUCGCUGCCAGUGUUUCAGUGAGAAAAGAAAAAAGGGACGUUUGGCAAAGCCAUGGAGGUGGUUUGUUUGGUGGGGAGGUGACACUCCCUGCCGAAGAAUACAUUCGGAGAUAUUCUCUGGACGGAGCUCUCUCGCCUCGGGUCAUGCAGUGCGACGCGUGCCUGAGAACUACUUGGAGCAUUGGAGGAGUGGCAGAAAUCGCCUUGUUGGUAACUGAACCAUGUAGAGGUGCCACGCCUUCCAAUGUUGGCAAUUGCUUAUCGAAUUUGCAGCAGCAUGCGUAUUCUACAGGUUCGUUGUAGUUCAACUGUAAUGUGUAAAUGCAGAUGCCGAAAGAAUUGCUACAUGCAGUACCACUAUGCCAAACUUAAAGCUGUUCCAAAUUUUCUGUUUGGUUUAUUUCAGUGUGACUACGAUUUAUUUUCAGAUGACGUUUUGAUGUAUAUUAUACUAUAAACCAUUAUAAAGGUGUACAGUAUAAUCAUAAUAUUGUAAUAGAUUAGUUGAAAAAGAUAAUUACCUAUUUUUAAUAUUAAAUCCAGCAGAAUGAACUACAUUUAUAGUUCUUUCAACGGAAUUUGAAUGUGUAGCUUGUCAUCCAAAUAUUGUUGUGAGACUCCAUUCUUUGUGAUAACAUAGACGAUAGCACGUAGGUGUGAUUGAUAACACAUGGGAUAUGGUAUGGAGAUAGCAACGGCAACUGAUGAUUUGUGAUAAUUUGCUCACAUCUUUCGCUAUAACUGGUGCUAAUUGUUAACAGACUUCCAUUAUGUAAGAGUUUAUACCCAUGCUUAUGUUGAAGCAAACUUUUCAGGUGAAGACUUUUAUAUGGCAGAAGCUCGGGAGUCUUUCGCUGUUGGUCUUACAUUGGCGGUUUGCCAGUGACGCAAUCUGUGAUACACUGACUGGCAACUUCAGUGGCUUGCUGUUAGUAGAUAGGUCGUGAUUCAGAAGCUUAUAUUAAGUUCUAAAGAUCUGCAGAGUUUUCUUUCUCUUUAAUAGGUGUCAAAGACGAGUGUUAUUAACAGCAUAGUUAUAAGUCAGAUUAUACAUAAGGGAAGACCAUUUAUCACAUUGUGUGGAUUGUUUUCCAGAACUAUACGUUGUGCAGAAUCGAAAAUCGAGUACAAACAAUAGAAAUAAAAGAUAUUGUUUACA